AUGAAUAUGUUGGAUGAUGAAGAUGACCAAAGCUUUCACGCUACGCGUGACGGCUACUCCCAUUUGAGCGAUGUCGAAUGGGAUGCGGUCGAACGAAUGGGUUCAACCAUGGGCAUCCAUGCUGUUAGCGUCAUGCUAGAGGCUCUCAAUAGAGAUGCCCAACAUGCUACUAUCGCCAAGUUCAUUCAAAAUGAACUUGACGCAGAACGCGAGAAAGUAGCCUUGCUUCACCAACAAGGUUCUCAACAAGCUGAGUUGUUGAGAGAACAGGGUGCUCAACAAUUUGAACUGUUGAGACAGCAGCAGGCUGCUGCUGGUGGGUCGAUGCACUCGCGUCGACCCGAGACCUUGAAGAUUGACAUCGCCAAGUGUAAGGAAGUCGAAGGGGACUCCCUCUUGAGAUGGUUCGUCGAAUUGGAUGACGCCAUAAGGGCGCGUCGCAUCGACGACGGGGAUAUGCAAGUUGCAUUUGCCCAAUCAAAUCUGGCAGGACGUGCCAAGACUUGGGCACUGGGGCUCAAGUUGCACGACCCAUAUGCGUUUGGGUCGUUGGAAGUCUUCAAGUCGCGGCUCAGACAAACGGUUGAACCGCCUAGAGCUGAGUUCAGAGCUCGAAUUGAACUCUUGAAGCUCAAACAAGGUAAGCGUGAUGUGCACGCUUACGCACAACAUCUACGACAUCUCACGAGUUGUAUAAGUUCCAACCCGGUUGAUGAACACACGUUGGUUUCGGUGUUCAUGCAGGGUCUUGCGGAUGGUCCCGUCAAGACUCACCUGUUUCCGACUUGA
Messenger RNA from Peronospora matthiolae, 789 nucleotides. Lineage: Eukaryota; Oomycota; Peronosporomycetes; Peronosporales; Peronosporaceae. The record is from the annotation of a GenBank genome assembly.